ACGAUUGUUCAUUAUCUGAUUGAGACACUUAAAAAGGUUUGAGGGUUAAUAUACUGAAAAGAGAUAGGGUGGAAUUAGUAAAUAAUUGGUUCUCGUUGCACUCACUCCGCGGUCGUCGCGACGCUACGUUGCGCGCGCCGUUCUCGCUUUAGUUUCGUCGCCCAAUACGCAAGCCCGGUGCUCCUCGGUGCGCUAAACAGACUUCCACAUCUAAAGGGCAGUUCAAGAUCACAAACGCCGCAGCUUUUACACAGUGCCGAGUGCCGCGAUAGAUUUUUCCACUUUACGUCGGUAAUCAUGGUUUGGCCCACGGCGUACGAUGGCAAAACAGAGAUGGGAUCGGCAGAAAAGCCGAGCAUGCAGGAGGCGGCCGCAAACGCGGGAUCGCACUUGCAGCACAUGUGCGCGCUCGACAUCGACUCUAAGGCUUCCUACGUGCGCCUCUCUGGCAUCAUCUGCACUAUCGGGCCCGCCUCCCGCGAUGUGGCGAUGCUGGAGAAGAUGAUGGAGAUUGGUAUGAACGUGGCUCGCAUGAACUUCUCCCACGGCUCCCACGAGUACCACGCGGAGACUAUCAAGAAUUGCCGCGAAGCUGAGAAGAAUUAUAGUGCUAAACUUGGCAUUCCAUUCUCGCUGGCCAUUGCUCUGGACACCAAGGGACCUGAGAUCAGGACAGGUCUUUUGGAAGGCGGCGGUUCAGCCGAAGUGGAACUGAAGAAAGGCGAGACAAUCAACUUGACAACCAACGCCGCCUACUCUGAGAAGGGCACUAAGAACACAGUGUUCGUGGACUAUCAGAACAUCACAAACGUGGUGAAGCCCGGCAACAGGAUCUUCAUCGACGACGGCCUUAUCUCCGUCAUCUGCCAGUCCUCCACCGCUGAUACCCUCGUCUGCACCAUCGAGAACGGAGGUUUGCUGGGAUCCAGGAAGGGAGUGAACCUGCCCGGGCUGCCGGUGGACCUGCCCGCCGUCUCCGAGAAGGACAAGUCUGACCUGCUGUUUGGAGUUGAACAAGGGGUGGACAUGAUCUUCGCAUCAUUCAUCCGCAACGGCGCCGCACUGGACAACAUCCGCAGCAUCCUCGGCGAUAAGGGCAAAAACAUCAAGAUCAUUUCCAAGAUCGAGAACCACCAGGGCAUGAUCAACUUGGACGAGAUCAUUGCUGCUUCAGAUGGCAUCAUGGUGGCGCGCGGAGACCUGGGCAUUGAGAUCCCGCCAGAAAAAGUGUUCCUCGCGCAGAAGACCAUGAUCGCACGAUGCAACAGGGUGGGCAAACCGGUUAUCUGCGCCACUCAAAUGUUAGAGUCCAUGGUGAAGAAGCCGCGGCCCACUCGCGCCGAGACGUCGGACGUGGCCAACGCCAUCCUGGACGGCGCCGACUGCGUCAUGCUGUCCGGGGAAACUGCCAAGGGCGACUACCCGCUGGAGUGCGUCCUGACCAUGGCCAACAUCUGCAAGGAGGCCGAAGCCGCCAUUUGGCAUAAACAGCUGUACAACGACCUUGUCAGCGAGGUGUCGCCGCCCAGCGAACCGGCGCACUCGACCGCCAUCGCAGCCGUGGGCGCGGCCGCCAGCUGCCACGCGGCCGCGGUGGUGGUGGUGACGACGAGCGGCCGCUCGGCGCACUUGCUGUCCAAGUACCGGCCGCGCUGCCCCAUCAUCGCCGUCACGCGGCUGCCGCAGACCGCGCGCCAGGCGCAUCUGUUCCGCGGCGUGCUGCCCAUUGUCUACCAAGAACCGGCGGCGGCCGACUGGCUGAAGGACGUGGACAACCGCGUGCAGUACGGGCUGAAGUUCGGGCGCGCGCAGGGCUUCCUGCGCAGCCGCGACCACGUCGUCGUCGUCACCGGCUGGCGGCAGGGCUCCGGCUUCACCAACACCAUGAGGGUUAUCCAAGUCGAAUAAGCUGAAAGCGUACAACAUCAAAAGAAGAAAAUAUAUUUUAAUUUUAAGUAUUAGCGCAAGGAGCAAGUGAUAUAAAACCAGAUCUAUGUAUAGUGAUAUAUGAUAGACGAAUACAAAGUUAAUGUAUAAAAUAUUUCUCGAAACUCUACUUUAGCUCUAGGUGUAUUUAUUUGUACAAAUAAGUUAUGAUACCAGGAGUAUUGUAAUGUUACAUGUUUGAGCAUACGUUAAUAAAGAUUUUAAAAUGUAA
Plodia interpunctella (Indianmeal moth) is the source of this 2158-nucleotide messenger RNA. RefSeq names its product pyruvate kinase-like. Gene Ontology annotation, biological process: glycolytic process. NCBI's taxonomy places the organism in Eukaryota, Metazoa, Arthropoda, Insecta, Lepidoptera, Pyralidae. The record is from RefSeq and is a predicted model, not a curated record. The transcript has 11 exons. Gene Ontology annotation, molecular function: potassium ion binding; pyruvate kinase activity; magnesium ion binding. Gene Ontology annotation, cellular component: cytoplasm. The coding region runs from base 298 to 1908 and encodes 536 amino acids.